Theobroma umbraticum is the source of this 1166-nucleotide messenger RNA. RefSeq lists its product as uncharacterized. NCBI's taxonomy places the organism in Eukaryota, Viridiplantae, Streptophyta, Magnoliopsida, Malvales, Malvaceae. The record is from RefSeq and is a predicted model, not a curated record.
UUUCAAAUACCCUUCUCCAAACCAAAAACUAAAGUCAAAAUUAGGGUUCCACAUUUCAAUGGAUCGAGAAAUGGACAGAGAAAUCUGCGGUUGGAUUAUCGAAUUCCUUGUUCGUGAAUCAACCGACGAAAUGUUGGUGAAGAAACUCAUCCAAGCAUUCCCGCCUUUGAACGGCAGGCCUCGGCUGAAGAAAACGCUGCUUCUCCACUCAAUCAGAAACGAAAUCCUAGCCGGCAACGUUUCCGAGAGGAUACUUGAUCAUUUGGAGAGGAUCGAGCGCAUUGACCGCAGCCAAAGGCUCAGAAUCCCGGACUCCAUGAGGCAAGCUUACUGCGCUGUCGCACUUGAAUGCACCGCCAAGUACUUGCCUGGAAGCUCGGAUCGGAAUGGCAAGUAUUUGGAUGCGGUGAACAGAAUAUGGAGAAGCAGGAUUGAAAAUCUGGAAAAAUCAAAGGCAUCCAAGUUGGUUUCCGAGCGACUGAGAAGCCGUCGACGUCAAGUGGAGGCUGCCGUCGAGGACGAGGAGUUCGCCAACGUGUUAAUUACAAUUAAUACGCUAAAUGACGCGAUGCUCACCCUUAGGAUCUAUCUACGCGAAGCGCUGGCCUCGAUGGGUCCGUCAUUCCUUAAAAGCCAAUGUGACUCAAUCCUUGAAAGAGAAAAUGGGUCCAUUUCUGGAGAUGUGUAGGAGGAAUUCACUUGCCGGAGAAUGAAAAAAAAAAGGGUAUCUUAAGCCAGUCUUUGCCGUAAGCUCUUCUAUGCCUUCCCUGCCGUUGAAGCUCCGCCAGUUGGAGUCAUAAAAGUGGAAAAAUGGAGAAGAGGUUUGCAUUGUCACCGUCCUUUUCCACAAAACGAUCUUCUUGACGACUACUAAAAAAUUUAGUAUCCUUCUGAGUAGAAAACGGAUUGGUUUUGUUCCUCUGUGCUUCUCUGUGGUGGCUCCGUUACAAAGGGACAACUCUGAUUGGAUGAAACAGUUAGGAAUCCUUUCGAUCUUUAUGUCAAUAGAUCUCUUCUUGUUCCUCAAUCUUUGGAGAAGGCAGCAUUGUAUUGUCGUUAGUUCUCUUGUUAUUACUAUUAUUAUUUAUAUAAUAUAUUUUUUUGAACUUGGACGUGGUUCGAAUUUUGUUUUUCAUUCGGUGAAGAUAAUACAUUAAUUAAUAAAU